Rhododendron vialii is the source of this 1033-nucleotide messenger RNA. RefSeq lists its product as uncharacterized. The transcript has 5 exons. Bases 167 to 706 code for a protein of 179 amino acids. The record is from RefSeq and is a predicted model, not a curated record. Gene Ontology annotation, cellular component: chloroplast thylakoid membrane; chloroplast inner membrane. NCBI's taxonomy places the organism in Eukaryota, Viridiplantae, Streptophyta, Magnoliopsida, Ericales, Ericaceae.
ACGACCACUAAUAAAUUUACUUACUCCGGACCAUCUGGGUGGGAUAAGCUGUUUCGAUAUCAUCGAGGAACAUUUCUCUCCCUCUCCCUCUGAUAUCGAAGAACAGUUCUCUCUCUCUCUCUCUCUCUCUCUCUCUCUCACACACACACACACACAUAGGCACAGGAUGCCUGCUCUGUCGAGUUCAAUCGUCUCAGUCAGAAUCCCACGAACCGACUCACUGUCGGGUUCUUCAUUAAUGCGAGUGAACCAAUCUCUUGGCAGCGGAAAAUUGUUUGUCAGUCCAACUGGCCUGGGAAAGGCAAAACCAUUGAAGUACAGGAAGGCACUUACGGUGCAAGCAAGUAGGGAUGAUGGAGGACCAAGUAGUGCAAGUAUCUUUGUUGGUGGCUUUGUAUUGGGAGGAGUUCUUGUUGGAGCACUGGGUUGUAUAUAUGCACCUCAGAUCAGUAAGGUGCUAGUUGGAGAGCAAAGAAAACAGCUGAUGAGAAAGCUGCCAAAAUUCAUCUAUGAUGAAGAGAAAGCCUUGGAGAAGACCCGCAAAAUACUGACUGCAAAGAUUGAGCAGCUUAACUCUGCCAUAGAUGAAGUUGCCUCACAGAUUCAUGGCGAUAAUACCCCAAAAUCAACGAAAUCAAAGAGAGCCCCAGUAAGAAUUAAACCAGAAGAAGAAGUCGAGGAUACCACUGACUAUUAUAUUGUGUGAAGUUUCGAGGAACUCAAAAGUUGGUCUCUGUUUACUGUAUUGUGGAUGGGAAUGUAUGAAACCAAUCUUCAUUGUGAAGGUAUCCUUAUGCAGAUCAAGUUUCUGGGAUGAUGCCUCUUUAUUCGCAUUUUCUUAUAGAUUUGCCUGAAUAAUUUUUUACACAAACCAUAUGCUUUGAAGCCUUGAACAAUUGUGGUUUUUGUAGUCAUGAGUGGUUUGUUUUCUUGUAAGCUGUUACGAGUGUUCUCUCUGGGUUAUUCAUAGUUGAAGGAUGAUGAAAUUUCAGGCUGUCGAUUUUUAGGAAUGAGAUUGGUGUUCUUUUUCACA